UAAUGAGCGAUCUAUAAGAUGUUAAUCCAUAUCCUUAAUUUGAUGAAUAAUAGGAAUAGAAUCACUAGAUUGAAGAACCUACAGCAAAUUAGGCAAUUCCAGUCAUUCAAUAAAAUAUAGUUUUAGAUAAUAAUGUUCCACCAAGAACCAUCGGAGAGGCAUCAAGUGAAGAGAGAAAAUAAUUUUUAAUUUAAAGUUUAAGAGCCUUAUUUGUUCAGCAAAUAUUCUAAUUAUCGUUGGCUUUAGGUUUUGCAUUUGUAGAUGAGUGGGGAUUUUGUAGUAAUUUUUUUUUAUUCCUUUUCUUAACUUUAAGUUUACAUUUGUUUAUAGCAACAUAUAAGGGGAGGGGAUUAAGGAAGGAAGUAUAUAUAAUAUAAUGAAUGAAUAAUAGGAGAGAGUGAUGAAAUUAUAAUGGUUAGGUUGGGUUAUAAGUUAUUCAUUUGCAUUAACUCUAUUUUCAAGUUUGUUGAAUGUAUUAUAUUUGGGUUGGUUCUUUUAUUUACCAUUUUUAACAAUAUCUUUUUUAUUUCCAAUAAUUACAAUUGGAAUGAUUAUACAUAUAUCAUCAGGAAGUGUGUGUAUAAAUGCAAAAUGUAAAAAAGAUAAUUGAUUAUUAAUAUAGAAUACACAGUAAUAUUUGUUGCGAUGAUCUUCUUUUUAAAUUUAUUCCUAUCUGUUUUAGAUGGAGGAUAUAUUCAUUUUGGGUACUUGAUUGGAGAUAUUGUAGGAUAUUUAUAUGGAUUAUACUUAAUAUUCAUAAAUGUUUAAAUAUAAUAUGUAAAAAUUAAUAAAAUAAUAUUAUAAAGCCAGUGAAUGAUUUAUCGUUGAAUAUACAAUAAGAAUAGACAAAAUUAGAUUAAGUGAUGAAUUUUUUAGAUUAAGGAACAUAGAAAUUUGAUGUCGGAAUAAUUCCAAAUGAAGGAGAAUAGAUUACAAUGGAAGAGAUUAAAAAAUAGAAUAAUGGUUAAAGAUUAUUAAAAUUGGCAAUUUUAUAAGGAUUUGGUGUAAUAUUCUUUGUAUUUCCAUUAUUAUAUUUGAUAAUGAUGAUUUGGUUGAUGAUUGUAGCUCAUAAAGCGGAUACUAAAUUUAUAUAGAUUGGAAAGAAGAAUGAAGUGAAAUUAGAUGAACAAUUCGUAGCUCCUAUUUUAAUUAAUCUAGAUAUUUUAGGAGGAUUAAAACAUGCAAUAGAAUGAGU
Messenger RNA from Paramecium sonneborni, 1195 nucleotides. The record is from the annotation of a GenBank genome assembly. Lineage: Eukaryota; Ciliophora; Oligohymenophorea; Peniculida; Parameciidae.